AUGACGUCCAUGAAUCGAAGUAACAACAAUAACAGGAGGGUAUACGUAGGUAAUUUACCUUCCAAUAUAGAUGAGAGAGAUUUGGAAGAUAUUUUUUACAAGUACGGGGAUAUUGCUGACGUUGACUUGAAACUACCACGUUACGGUACUGGCGGCACGCCGUUUGCCUUUGUUGAAUUUCAGGAUCCAAGGUACGCACAUAAAUAUGUGAUGUAUUUCACAUCUUUUGAACCCUUAAAAUACUUUCCACGAUAUCCUUUUGGAUGGUUUGGAUGGUAAGUAUUCUAGGCUUUAAGGAGUUCGGGUUUCGAUUUCAUUUGUGACGUUGAGAUCGAGAAGGCUUUGUUAACGUAUUCACCUGUGGCUAUUUAAUGCUCCGAUUUUCCCUCAAAACGAGUCUUUCGGAAAUUCGCUCAAUCUUUUCUUUUCGGUGAAAUUGGUCAAUUGGCGCUUUUCACCCUGUUCAGAAAAAAGACUCGCAAAGAUGUAAAUUUUAUGACUGUCGAAGUGAAGGUAACCUUAUUAAUAAUUUAUGUACGAACAUGUUGAGAAAAAACCUAUUGAUUUAUUAUCGUUUUCGUCUCUGUAGGGAUGCUGAAGAUGCAGUAAGAGGAAGGGAUGGAUAUGAAUUUGAUGGUCAAAGAAUUAGAGUGGAGUUUCCUCGUGGUGGACGUGGGGGUAGGUCUGGUGGUGGUGGAGGAGGAUUUGGUGGUGGAGGUGGUGGUGGCGGCGGCGGCGGCGGUGGAUAUGGAAGGGGCCCUCCUCCACGUCGCUCUGAGUACCGUGUCUUGGUAUCUGGACUGCCUCCUACUGGUAGUUGGCAAGAUCUCAAGGACCACAUGCGGGAUGCUGGUGACGUUCAGUUUACUGAUGUCUUCAAAGAUGGCACUGGUAUUGUGGAGUAUUCUCAUUAUGACGACAUGAAAUAUGCCCUGAAGCAUCUUGAUGAUUCCAAGUUCCGUUCGCAUGAGGUAUGCAAUUCCAUUAGAUUACUCUUUUGCUUGAUCAAUGUGACAAAAAGGAUUUUGUGAAAGUGACUAUUUUAAUAUAUUAUACCUUUCUUUAAUCCUUUAAGGGUGAAGUUGCUUUCAUUCGUGUCAAGGCAGACAGUAGGAGCCACGGUGGUGGUGGUAGUGGUGGAGGUGGAGGUAGAUCUGCAAGCCGAAGUCGAUCACGUUCAAGAAGUAGAACGCCGAAAAGGAGAUCCCGCUCCCGCAGUCCACGUCGAUCAUAUUCACCAAAGAAAUCCAAGUCCCCUUCAAGGUCACCAAAGAGAAAGAGAUCUGCUUCUCCAAGGCGUUCCAGAUCACGUUCUCGCUCGCGUUCAUAA
Messenger RNA from Porites evermanni, 1330 nucleotides. NCBI's taxonomy places the organism in Eukaryota, Metazoa, Cnidaria, Anthozoa, Scleractinia, Poritidae. The record is from the annotation of a GenBank genome assembly.